Nicotiana attenuata is the source of this 1224-nucleotide messenger RNA. Its product is annotated as protein FAR1-RELATED SEQUENCE 5. The coding region runs from base 203 to 985 and encodes 260 amino acids. The record is from RefSeq and is a predicted model, not a curated record. NCBI's taxonomy places the organism in Eukaryota, Viridiplantae, Streptophyta, Magnoliopsida, Solanales, Solanaceae. The transcript is spliced from 4 exons.
UCGUAUCAUUGAGGGUGUUAAAUUCCAUGUAAUGGAAAAACUAAAAGCAAAAUAUUUGUUUAAGUUUUUAACUUUACGUGGUGUUUGCAAAAAUUCGGAGAAGACACUUCCCCCUUUUCAGCGCACACAACCUGCUCGAGUCUCUAACCAGAAGCAGCACAUUUAUCAGUGACAAUUGGAUUUUCGAUCUGUGUAUUGUACUAUGGAUGAAAACAAUUAUGCAACAGAUGAUGCGGAGAUGGUAGAGAGUUCAAGUGGAAAGGGAUUGACCACAAAUGGUGUUGAAGCUGAAGGGCGUUUGAAUAUGGAACUUUAUGUCGUGGAUGAAAACAAUACUACAGCAGAUGAUGGGGAGAUGGUCUUGAGUUCUAGUGGGAUGGAGUUGACCAGAAAUGGUGUUGAAGCUGAAGGGCGUCCGAAUUUGGAACCUUAUGUGGGUAUGGAAUUUGAAUCAGAAGAAGCUGCUAAAGCAUACUAUAGCACAUAUGCGACACAUUUGGGGUUUGUCAUGAGAGUAGAUGCAUUUCGUCGAUCUAUGCGUAAUGGGGAGUUGGUGUGGCGCCGACUUGUGUGUAAUAAAGAGGGUUUCAGUAAAAGUAGACAAAAUCAGAAUGGACAAAGGAAGUGCAGAGCAAUUAGGGAAGGAUGUAAGGCCAUGAUAAUAGUGAAGAAAGAACAAUCUGGAAAAUGGGUUGUUGCUAAAUUAGUGAAGGAACACAAUCAUCCCCUGGUUGUUAAACCUGCUAAUACCCGCAUAGGUUCAAUCUUGUGUCAAACACCGGAUGAUAAAGAUGUCAAGAUCCGGGAAUUAACAGCAGAGUUACAGAAGGAGCGUAAAAGAUCUGCUGUUUUGCAAGAGCAGCUAGAUAUGGUUUUGAAAGAUAUGGAGGAUCACUCAGAUCAACUGUCAAAGAACAUUAAUGACAUUGUUAAAAGUGUGAAAGAAUUGGAAUCAAGAAAAAUUGUCUCUCCAAAUGGCGGAUAGCUUCUGUUUCCUUUCUUUCCUUUUUUUUGGGGAAAUAGUAACAUAGGCCGGUAAAUCAUUUGAAAGUCUAAGUUAAAUUUUUUGUACUACUUAGUUGUUGUAAAGUUUUCCCUGUCAUUUACUAUUAGGAGGGUGUAAAGUUCAAGGACAUGCUGGCAUUUAAGGGUUUAGUAUAGAGGUCAAUAAAGUGGGAGAAAACUUUGGAGAUAAGUGUUCAAAUGGACAAAAAUUUCAGGUGA